AUGACCUCUGCCCAAGCGCGUUCUGUCUGGUACGAUGAAAAUGGCAACUUUACAGUGCCAGCACCUCUCCCGAGAUGUCUGGAAGAGCCACCACUCUACACGUCGAAUCCGAGGAAGGUCCACCCUAAAGUGUUCGCCAUCCCUUUGACGUCAAGUGAUAUUAUACGCUUCAUGGAUAAGCACUUACCCGGGGACAAGUCCAACGCCAUGGAACAACAUCGAGUCUUCUUGGAUCGGUUUUGGGAAUUUACGCCCGAUGGUGUCGACCGCGUGGCUUUCAUUAUCGUCCCCCUCAGGAACGGAGCUCGCUGGGAACCUUUGGGUCUAGUCAUUGGUAGCAACCUUGACGAAGAAGACAUGCAGCAGGCGAGGAACGAGGCCUUAGUCAAGGAGGCGCAGGAGAUUCUUCAGGUCAAAACCCCUCCUGCAUGGUACCACUACAAGAACCCUUGA
Messenger RNA from Coprinopsis cinerea okayama7#130, 453 nucleotides. RefSeq lists its product as hypothetical. The transcript is spliced from 2 exons. Bases 1 to 453 code for a protein of 150 amino acids. NCBI's taxonomy places the organism in Eukaryota, Fungi, Basidiomycota, Agaricomycetes, Agaricales, Psathyrellaceae. The record is from RefSeq and is a predicted model, not a curated record.